ACUCUCUAGAAACACUUAUCCUCGAUUUCACUUAAACAAUCAAUUCCUCCCAUUAAUUAAGCAAUGGCAUCUAAAGCCAUUGAAACCUACAGAUCAGGUGCAGAGAUCUUCCAUGGAGACGCAGAAUGCAAGAAGAAGAUCAUCGGAUUGCUCGAAGAGCUCUCCCUUCCAAAGGGCUUGUUCCCUAUGGAAGAUAUAGAGGAGUUUGGCUAUAAUCGUGCAGCUGGAUUCGUAUGGAUAACUCAGAAGAAGAGUAAGAACCACACUUUCAAGAAGAUCAAGCGCCAGGUUUCUUAUGCAACUGAGGUGACCACGUUUGUUGAACCUCACAAGAUGAAGAAGAUGGCCGGAGUCAAGACUAAGGAGCUUCUGUUGUGGCUCUCUGUUGUUGAGAUGUAUUUUGAGACUCCUUCAUCAGAAAAGCUCACCUUUAAGACUGGCACUGGACUGUCUGAUAGCUUUGAGGCAUCUGCAUUUGAACUUGAGAAAUGAGAAAAUUUGAGAAGAGUGUAUAUUUGUUUGAUGAGUGUACCUCGUUUGGAGUGACAAAUCAUGUUAAGUUUGACAAAUAAUGUUUUGAGUUUCUUCAACAUGCCCCUCUCCUAAUUUUUUACCUAAGUUAAUCUU
Asparagus officinalis (garden asparagus) is the source of this 627-nucleotide messenger RNA. RefSeq lists its product as uncharacterized. NCBI's taxonomy places the organism in Eukaryota, Viridiplantae, Streptophyta, Magnoliopsida, Asparagales, Asparagaceae. The transcript has a single exon. Bases 64 to 492 code for a protein of 142 amino acids. The record is from RefSeq and is a predicted model, not a curated record.